AUGGCGUCCGAUACCGAGGGCAUCGCCGCCCUCUUCUCGAUGUACAACGACGACGAGGAAGAGGAGGACGCCGACGAGCCCAACCCACCUUCCCCAGCGCCGCCCGCGGCCGUCCCCUCCUCCUCGCCGCCGUCCCCACAAGCCGGGGCGGAGGACCCUAACCCUUCCCUGGCGCCUCCGUCGCCGCCCCGUCCCGAGGAGUCGGCCGGUCUCAAAACCCUAGCGAGUCCCCACCCUUCCCCGGCGCGGGGGCUACUUCCGCCACUUCCCACGCGGCGCUCUUCGUCGCCCUUUGCAGUGUCGUCCCCCUCCCCGCUACGGGGACCAUCCUCCGCGCCGCCGGCCGACCUGCCGCGCCCACCACGGCGCGGGGCGCUUGCAAUCGUGGACUAUGCGCACGACGAGACGGCUAUGUCGCCCGAGCAGGAGGAUGGGGAGAUCAUGAGCCACACACACAGAUUUGGCUCGGAUGCUCAGGCUGCGGACGGGGAUCUUGAAGAACGAACUCUCUCUGGCACAGUUCAUAUUAUGACCCCAAAUACUCCAGCAGAAAUGUCUCAUCAUCCUGAUGCACCCGAGCAGAACCAAGUAGGGACAGACAUGGAAGUGGAUGUAACUAGAUCAGAAACUGAAGAUGCCCAGGUGGAGGAAACUACUGGUAUUUCAACCAAUGGUGAAAAUGAUGAUCCAUUGAGUCGUUUCCUUCCUCCACCUGUGACUACAAAAUGCUCUGCAGCAUUACAGCAAAAAAUUAACAGGUUCCUUGCAUACAAAAAGGCUGGAAAGAGCUUUAAUGCUGAAGUGCGCAACAGGAAGGACUACAGAAAUCCUGACUUUUUGCAGCAUGCUGUGCGGUACCAAGAAAUCGAUCAGAUAGGGACCUGUUUUGGUAAAGAUGUUUUUGAUCCUUAUGGGUAUGACAAGGGCGACUACUAUGAUGAGAUAGAAGCUGAAAUGAAGCGUGAACUUGAGAGGAAGGAACAGGAGAAGAAAAGGAGCCCAAAAGUUGAAUUUAUUACUGGAGGGGUACAACCUCCAAUUAGUGCAUCAAUACCGAAGAUCCCAGCUUUGGCUGGUGUCAGUACACUACCGGUACCUACAGAAGGUUUGCAGAAAGAGACUAGACCAAACAAGAAGUCAAAAUGGGAUAAGGUUGAUGGUGAUGUUAAGAACCAUUUGGUUCCUAGUGGACAUGACAACUUAUCAGCAACUGCUUCUGCGGCACUUUUGACUUCAGCUAAUGCUGGUGCUGGAUAUGCUGCUUUUGCGCAACAAAAGAGAAAAGAGGCUGUAGAGAAGAGAAGCGAUUAUAAGUCAGACAGAAGAUCGUAG
Messenger RNA from Miscanthus lutarioriparius, 1332 nucleotides. NCBI's taxonomy places the organism in Eukaryota, Viridiplantae, Streptophyta, Magnoliopsida, Poales, Poaceae. The record is from the annotation of a GenBank genome assembly.